AUGAGAGGACAGUCAUUCCCCGCACACCCGCCCCCGCCUCUAGAUAAUAAUAGUAAUAUAUACGAGGUUCACGACCGUCACCAUGACAGUCGUUCUCCAUCUUUUCCUUUACGAAUACAGUUAUAUUUUAUUCGUCGUGUCUUAUCCUGUUUUGUCAUUCAUUUACCCACUCUAUUUUGUCUCUCUUUCUCUUUUGUACCACUCCCUCUCUAUCUCUUUCUCUCUCUUUUGCCUUUCUCUUUCUCUCUCACUUUUGCUUCUCUCUUUUCCCACCCCCUCUCUCUUUCUCAUUUGUACCACUCCCUCUCUAUCUCUUUCUCUCUCUUUUGCCUUUCUCUUUCUCUCUCUCUUUUGCUUCUCUCUUUUCCCACCCCUCUCUCUUUCUCUUUUGUACCACUCCCUCUCUAUCUCUUUCUCUCUUUUUUGCCUUUCUCUCUCUCUCUUUUUGAUUCUCUCUUUUCCCCCCCUCUCUCUUUCUCUUUUUACCACCGCCUCUCUAUCUCUUUUUCUCUCUUUUUGCCUUUUCUUUUUCUCUCUCUUUUUGCUUCUCUCUUUUCCCACCCUCUCUCUCUUUCUUUCUCUUUUGUACCACUCCCUCUCUCCCUCUUUCCUGUCUCUCUAUCUCUUACUCUCACUUUCGCCUUUCUCUCUGUUCUCUUCUCUCUUGCUUUUCCCUCUUUUGCCUCUCUCUUUCGCUUCUCUUCUCUCUCUUGCUUCUCUCUUUUCCUACCCUCUCUCUCUCUUGUUUCUCUCAUUUCCCACGCUCUCUCUCUCUCUCUCUCUCUCUCUCUUCCCGUUCUCGCAAUCUUUUUUUCUUUUGCUUCUCUAUUACUUUCUAUCUUUUACCUCCCCCCUCUCCCCCCACACACACAUACAGAGACUUUCUCUUCAGAUAUAAGCGUCGCCUCAAGCGAAGAAUUGUCAUCGUCGAUGUUUAGAACCAAUGUUACCAUUUUUUUCUUCUUUUGUUUGUUUGCGACGCAAAGACAGAUCGGAAAUUCGGAUAUAAAAUCAUAUUUUCCUAUUCCUUUUUUCAAGAUCCGGAAACAUCAAAUUUUCGCCUCCAAAAAGAAGAAUAUAGAAAACUAUCCGUUCGUUACUUCGUUCCUAUCUAUCUAUCUAUCUAUCUAUCUAUGUGAUUUCAUAUCUAUCUAUCUAUCUAUCUAUCUAUGUGAUUUCAUAUCUAUCUAUGUGAUUUCAUAUCUAUGUAAUUUCAUAUCUAUCUAUCUAUCUAUCUAUCUAUCUAUCUAUCUAUCUAUCUAUCUAUCUACAUGUCUAUGUGAUUUCACAUCUAUCUAUCUAUCUAUGUGA
Acanthosepion pharaonis is the source of this 1311-nucleotide messenger RNA. The record is from the annotation of a GenBank genome assembly. NCBI's taxonomy places the organism in Eukaryota, Metazoa, Mollusca, Cephalopoda, Sepiida, Sepiidae.